CAUCUGGGCAUGGUCUUAAUACUAUGCAUGUAUGUCCACUGUGCAGGCACACAUGCAAAGAAGCUCUACGCUAAAAUUAAGAUGAUUAUUAGAUAUCAAAUUUUCCUGCUUGUGUGACAUCAAAGCUGUUAAAGUUGCCGUGCAGAGAAAAGGAUUAAACAGCAUAUGACUCAACGCUGGCAUGGAAGACUUGUCAAGAUAUUGGGGAAUCGACAGGAUCUUGUUUCUCACAUGUUGCAUCGUCUCUAUAUUUUUACAAGCAGAAGCGAACAGCACUUCCGGGAUGGUGGGGAGCACAGUGACCCUGCACUGUACCAGUAACACAACCGGUGACCUCCUUCAACUGACAUGGGGAAGGAAUGGGACUCAGCUGUUUAGUUUCAGGCCACAGAAAACCUCAAACAGCAGCUCUGUCACCUUAAGCAGGUCUGCUGCUGCUGCCACCCUGAAUCUAAACAUGUCCACCUUAGAAAGCCAAUCAUAUGCACUAAUCAUAGAGAGCGCCCAGAAAAGUCACGCAGGAAACUACACUUGUGAAAUAACCACAGACUCUGGAUUCAUCGAACAGAAAUGGGAGCUUGUGAUUAUAGAAGCGAACAGCACUUCCAGGAUGGUGGGGAGCACAGUGACCCUGCACUGUACCAGUAACACAACCGGUGACCUCCUUCAACUGACAUGGAGAAGGAAUGGGACUCAGCUGUUUAGUUUCAGGCCACAGAAAGCCUCAAACAGCAGCUCUGUCACCUUAAGCAGGUCUCCUGCAGCUGCCACCCUGAAUCUGACCAUGUCCACCUUAGAAAGCCAAUCAUAUGCACUAAUCAUAGAGAGCGCCCAGAAAAGUCACACAGGAAACUACACUUGUGAAAUAACCACAGACUCUGGAGUCAUUGAGCAGGAAUGGGAGCUUGUGAUUAUAGAGAACGCUGAAGCUGAAAGUUCGAAUAAAAUCAGCAAACUUACAACAAUUGCAAUUAUUGUACCUUCGCUAUGUUUCCUGAUCUUUAUAUUAACUGCUGUGAUCAUUCUCAGAGGAGUCUGCAAACGACGUUCACAAACAAUCACCCAGCCUCCUAGAAGGUUGGUAAGUGUGCGGGAGCCGACACAACCCACUUAUGAAAACCUGGAUUUUGAAGGUCGCCAGCAAUGUGGACAAAUUCAGGUUCACCCUUAUAAAUACAGGGCUGAGUGAUAUGAAUUGCACAGUAAAAUAAGACAUAACUCUUUUAAACGAUCAACCACUUUAAGCAGCUUUCUCCCUGAGUGUGUUGUAAUGAAGAGCACAAUCUGUAAUUGAAGAUGCAUUAUUUUUUUGUCUGGGUGAACACCAGUCAGAAUGUGACAUCAUCGAUUUGUAAUCAUAAGUUGACAGUUGACAGUACAUCCCUGUCAGUUUGUAUAGGGUGUGUAAAUCCUGAGCAAAAUAGCUUUCUUGGAGCUCCUAAAUGCACUGUUAUUCACUCACUGGCUAAUGUUGUUUUAAAUGAAUUCAGUUUUAUUUAUACAAGUCCAAAUCACACCCACAUGUCAUCUUAGGCUGCUUGUCUAGUAAGCUCAAGACGUUACAGUUUUACAGAGAGAACAAGUGCCCAUUCAUUAUGCUCUCAGUGCUGCAGUUGCGAAAGUAAAACUUUAAACUUGACGCAUUUGAACAUGAUAGGGUAGUUAGUGUGCUCAUCUCUGAUGCUGUCUCACAGUUUAAUAUAGGAGAUGCAGAGAGAACCAGAUCAAAGCGGAAUUUAUUUACUUAAUUGAAGAUUCUUGGUGAUAAAUAAGACUACACAAACCCUGAUCACUGUUUUUGUUAUCUGUGUAUGCUUUCAUUUCAUAAAUCAGACUUCAAGGUAAAUAAGUUACAAGUAUAUUUAUUGUUUUUCUCAUCACCGGGUAAAUGCAAAUGCAUGACAAUGCAAAAAACAUAGUUUAUGCUGGUGUAACCUCACAGGCGAUCUACCUUCUGUGGUUUUAGUACGAUACGUCUCAACAGGUUACAUAUAUAGAAAAUAUUCUUUCAUCAGAGAUUGUAUAUCACUGUUAAAGCACACUGUAGCAACAACCCCAAAAGGUUUGACACUGUGUGAAAUAAAAACAGAAUGCAAUUAUUUUCCAAUCUCAUAAGCUCACAUUUUACUAUUUCAUGGGAAAUAUGAGCUCAUUUUCAGUUUAAUGGCUGCAGCAUGUGUCAAAAAAGCAGGGAUAGUAGCAACAGAAGACUAAUACUAAUUAGGUUAACUGUUUUCAGGCCAUUAGAACCGAUUUUAGAAAAUACGACAUCUACAAAUUGUGGAACAGUUUCAGAAUAAUGUCCCUAAACAUGAAUCUGGAGAAAUCUCUGUGCACAUGUGACAAGGUGGAAUAUCAAUAAUUGAUGCCUGUCAUGAUUCUGUCAUGGAGGUCACUUCAUCAGCUCAGGAACACAGUUUACUGUGCCAUCCACAAAUACAUGGAAACCAUACUGGCUGAACCAAAGAGGACCAUCAGGCUCAGUACAGAUGCCUGUAUCUGUGAUGGUAAAGUGUUGCAUUAAUUAGUGCUUAUGGAACUGGCAGCUUGCAUCUUUAAAGACGCCUUCAAUGCUAGCCAGGUUAAAGGAAAGUCAACUUUAUGACACUGCAGACUCUGACUUCAAGCUCACUAAUGCAUUAAUGGCACUUUGUACUGCACUCAUUUUGACUGUAUUCUGAAGAGGAGAAUCAGAGAGUCAAUAAGAUGGUACUAAGAUCACAUUUAAAGACUCUGCAUGACUCAGUGGAAAAUAUCUCACAUCCUUCCCUUGUCUGUGGUCACUGGUGUGAAGUGGCGUCGAUGCUUAAAAAAACAAAACAACCACAACUCACAACAGUGUUUGGUUUUUUUUUAGGUCAAGAAACUGUUUAAUUCCAGGCACGGAUGUAGAAGGUAAUUUCCUGUGAAAUUAUUUUUCCAAUCGUUUAAGAAAUUAAACAAUAAAAUCUAAAAGUGCAAAUAGUGGACUGCUAAUGCAAGUAGCUUACUCAGUUCAUCAGCUGGCAAAGUGAAUGAAGAGAAAACUUAAAAUUCAUGAUGAGGGCAUUUUAAAAGAGAAGUGCAGUGCUUAAAAAUGCUUCAAAAGACACUAACAGUACACAUGAGCCAAGUUUAAACUCAGCAAACUCCUACUGGUUGGAGCUGCCCAUGCUGGCAGUCCACACCUCUAAUUUUAAAAAGGCUGUAAUAAAAACAAGAAUAGAUAAGUCCUAAAGUAGAAAAAACAUCUCCCUCAUCCAGAUUAGGUUAACUGGGGAUUCAAAAUUGCCCAAAGGUGUACAUGUGAGUGUGAAUGGCUUUCUGUCUCUAUGUACUGUCUCUGCAGAAGACAUUGUUGAACCCCUCUCCCCACAGCCCAACCUGUUUGGAAUAAGUUAACACAUUGCUCCAGUGUUGUUGUUGUUGUUGUUUUUUUGAAUACGUAUCAUUUAAUGUGUAGCACCUGUGCUUGUCACUAUAAAUGGCUCUGUAGAGACUACAUCGAUCAGGCAUAACAUUAUGACCACCUGCCUAAUAUUAUGUCUGCCUCUUUUUCUGCUAUAACAGUAAACAAUUCCAAUGCACUGUGUAUUCUGAAACCUUUUUAUGUGAACCAGUCUUACCUUUUUUGGCAAUUUGAGCAAAAGUAAGUCAUCUGUUGGAUCAAAACAUGUGGGCCAGGCUUUGCUUCUCAUGUGUAAAAUGGCCUGUAUUUGUAUAGCGCUUUACACUACA
Molecule: messenger RNA, 3717 nt
Organism: Pundamilia nyererei
Lineage: Eukaryota; Metazoa; Chordata; Actinopteri; Cichliformes; Cichlidae
Product: fibroblast growth factor receptor 3-like
Exons: 7
Coding region: 182-1189 (335 amino acids)
Biological process (GO): dendrite self-avoidance; homophilic cell-cell adhesion; axon guidance
Cellular component (GO): cell-cell junction; plasma membrane; axon
Molecular function (GO): cell-cell adhesion mediator activity
Source: RefSeq, a predicted model, not a curated record